ACAGGGCAGGUACUGUCCUAAGGUCACUGAUGUAUUAGCUCUUUUAAUUUUGACAGCAUCCUUAAGGGACGGGUGAUUGAAGCGCUGGCUGAAAUGUGACAACUAGAAAGGGAUUUGAUCUCUGUCAACCCAGCCCUAGAACCUAUGCUCUUAACCUCUGCAUGAUGUUACAGGAUCUAAUUUUGUGCAGAAUGGACUCUGCAGCUUCGUGAUGCUGUCAGAUUUCAAGGACACAUUUGCAUUGCCAUUUGCAGACAGAUGACAUCCCCACAGAAUACUAACAUCUCAACACUUUCUCCAUUAUACUGUGCAAUGGAUGGCAAUUGCAGUACUGCUGGUAGGUGCUGAAGACCUGCCUGAGUGCGUUUGUGAUCCUCUUGGUCCCUCCUGUUCAAAGUGCUGGCAAGGGGGCUGCAAUUUUGUGUCAGGAAUUCUGGAGAGAGAUUUGGGCUGUUGCUAUAAAUUUGUGUAUUAUGUGUGUGUAACUGCUAUGCAAGGAAAUAAAUAGGGUAUCUUUGAGAAAUGAAGACAAUGACUGAAACAACUGGUAGUGUCCCCCAUUUGUAGCAUUGAUAGUGGAAUCAGCAGCUUGUUAUCUUUGAAGACAGACAUGGUCAUGACUGCCUUGGGCCAGCCUGUAUCGGUGGCUUCCCCUGAGCUUUUCUUUGAGUUGCAACCUCCGCGCAGAUAGCAGGAUCUGGAUUUGUUUUUGGUGAUAGUUUCGUUCUCACCCCUUCUGUUUGUUCCUUCUUUGCAGAUACUACUUGGAUGCUACAUUUUUCAUCCGGAAGAGGUGCACAUUAGAUUGCCCUUUGAGAUCUCAAAGAGGCAACUGCUAAUCUAACAUGAUGCUUGCACAUAAGGAGGUGGCCAAGUUGGAGAAGCACUUAAGGCUUCUCCGAGAAGAGUAUGUUAAGCUGCAGAAGAAACUGGCGGAGACCGAGAAGAAAUGCACUCUUCUGGCUGCACAGGCAAAUAAGGAAAGCACCAGUGAGUCCUUCAUCAGCCGCCUGCUGACGAUCGUGGCCAACCUGUAUGAACAGGAGCAAUACAGUGACCUAAAGAUCAAGGUUGGGGACAGACACAUCAGUGCCCACAAGUUUGUCCUGGCAGCCCGCAGUGACAGCUGGAGUCUGACCAACUUGUCUUCCACUGAGGAGCUGGACCUGUCAGAUGCUAACCCAGAGGUGACCAUGACAAUGCUCCGCUGGAUCUAUACGGAUGAGCUGGAGUUCCGAGAAGAUGAUGUGUUCCUUACUGAGCUCAUGAAGCUGGCGAAUCGCUUUCAGCUCCAGCUCCUUAGGGAGAGGUGUGAGAAGGGAGUUAUGUCCCUGGUGAACGUGAGGAAUUGCAUCUGCUUCUAUCAGACUGCGGAAGAACUGAAUGCCAGCACCCUGAUGAACUAUUGUGCAGAAAUCAUUGCCAGUCACUGGGAUGACUUAGGAAAGGAGGACUUCAGUAGUAUGAGUGCCCAACUAUUAUACAAAAUGAUCAAAUCCAAGACUGAGUACCCGUUACAUAAAGCGAUCAAGGUGGAGAGAGAAGAUGUGGUCUUCCUUUAUCUCAUUGAAAUGGAUUCACAGCUCCCUGGGAAGCUGAAUGAAGCGGAUCACAAUGGAGACCUGGCGUUAGAUCUGGCCCUUUCACGGCGCCUGGAGAGUAUUGCCACGACGCUGGUUAGCCAUAAAGCGGAUGUGGACAUGGUAGACAAGAAUGGCUGGAGCUUGUUACAUAAAGGAAUCCAAAGAGGAGAUCUCUUUGCUGCCACCUUCCUUAUUAAGAAUGGGGCCCGUGUCAAUGCUGCUACGUUGGGUGCCCAGGAGACACCGUUGCACCUUGUGGCAUUGUACAGUUCAAAGAAACACUCAACAGAUGUGAUGUCUGAGAUGGCACAGAUUGCUGAGGCUCUGCUCCAGGCUGGUGCCAAUCCCAAUAUGCAGGACAGUAGAGGCAGGACUCCUUUGCACGUGUCCAUCCGGGCCAGGAACGAGCAGGUGUUCAAUCAGCUGCUGCUCUGUAAACAGUUAGACCUGGAACUAAAAGACCACGAGGGCAGCACGGCCCUGUGGCUGGCGGUGCAGUACAUCACUGUGUCUUCUGACCAGUCGGUGAACCCCUUUGAGGAUGUGCCUGUGGUUAAUGGGACCUCCUUUGAUGAGAACAGCUUUGCCGCCAGGCUCAUCCAAUGUGGCAGCAACACCGACGCACCUGAUGCACUGACAGGAAAUUGUUUACUGCAGCGCGCAGCUGGAGCAGGAAAUGAGGCAGCAGCUCUUUUCCUGGCAACCAAUGGUGCCCAUGUCAACCACAGAAACAAGUGGGGAGAAACCCCACUGCACACCGCAUGUCGGCAUGGCCUGGCCAACCUCACGGCAGAGCUCCUGCAGCAAGGUGCCAACCCCAACCUGCAGACAGAGGAGGCUCUGCCUUUGCCAAAGGAGUCCCAGGCUGGCUCCAUUGACAGUGUCUCUCUGCAGACACCACUGCACAUGGCGAUUGCCUAUAACCAUCCAGAUGUGGUAUCCAUCAUCCUAGAGCAGAAAGCCAAUGCCCUUCAUGCCACCACCAACAACUUGCAGAUCAUUCCAGACUUCAGCCUCAAGGACUCCCGAGACCAGACUGUGCUGGCCUUAGCCUUGUGGACUGGCAUGCACACGAUUGCAGCGCAGCUGCUGGGCUCCGGGGCUUCCAUCAACGACAGCAUGUCCAGCGGGCAGACCUUGCUGCACAUGGCCAUCCAGCGGCAGGACAGCAAGAGUGCGCUCUUCCUCCUGGAACAUCAGGCGGAUAUAAACAUCAGGACUCAGGAUGGGGAGACAGCCCUUCAGCUGGCCAUCAGAAAUCAGCUUCCGCUUGUGGUUGACGCCAUAUGUACCCGAGGAGCCGACAUGUCCGUGCCAGAUGAGAAGGGGGACCCUCCACUGUGGCUGGCGCUGGCAAAUAAUCUGGAGGACAUUGCAUCUACUCUGGUCAGACACGGCUGUGACGCCACGUGCUGGGGUCCAGGACCCAGUGGGUGCCUUCAGACACUGCUGCACAGAGCCAUCGAUGAGAACAACGAGGCCAUUGCCUGCUUUCUGAUUCGCAGUGGCUGUGAUGUGAAUAGCCCCAGGCAACCAGGUGCUAAUGGAGAAGGAGAGGAAGAAGCUCGAGAUGGGCAAACCCCCUUGCAUUUGGCAGCCUCUUGGGGACUGGAAGAGACGGUGCAGUGCCUUCUGGAGUUUGGUGCCAAUGUUAAUGCACAGGAUGCAGAGGGAAGGACGCCUGUCCACGUGGCCAUCAGCAACCAGCACGGUGUCAUCAUUCAGUUGUUGAUCUCUCAUCCUGAUAUCCACCUGAAUGUCCGAGACAGACAAGGGCUGACCCCGUUUGCCUGUGCCAUGACUUACAAGAACAACAAGGCAGCUGAGACCAUUCUGAAACGAGAGUCUGGGGCGGCCGAACAGGUAGACAACAAGGGUCGGAAUUUUCUCCAUGUGGCAGUUCAGAACUCUGACAUUGAAAGUGUCCUGUUCCUGAUAAGUGUCCAGGCUAAUGUGAAUUCCAGAGUCCAAGAUGCUUCCAAAUUGACCCCUUUGCACCUCGCCGUCCAAGCAGGCUCAGAGAUCAUUGUCCGCAACUUGCUUCUUGCAGGAGCCAAAGUGAAUGAACUAACCAAGCACCGCCAGACCGCCUUGCACCUUGCCGCCCAGCAGGACCUGCCCACCAUCUGCUCCGUGCUCCUGGAGAACGGAGUGGACUUCGCUGCUGUCGACGAAAACGGCAACAACGCUCUUCAUCUGGCCGUCAUGCACGGACGGCUCAACAACAUCCGGGUUCUCCUGACCGAGUGCACAGUGGACGCAGAAGCCUUCAAUCUGAGAGGCCAGUCACCACUGCACAUUCUGGGACAAUAUGGCAAAGAGAAUGCAGCAGCCAUCUUUGAUCUCUUCCUGGAGUGCAUGCCUGAGUAUCCUCUAGAUAAACCAGAUACAGAGGGAAACACAGUGCUCCUCUUAGCCUACACGAAGGGGAAUGCCAACUUGUGCCGUGCCAUCGUCCGGGCUGGGGCUCGCCUCGGGGUCAAUAACAACCAAGGAAUCAACAUCUUCAACUACCAGGUGGCCACCAAGCAACUGCUUUUCCGACUGUUAGAUAUGCUGUCCAAGGAGCCUCCAUGGUGUGAUGGCUCCAACUGCUACGAGUGCACCGCCAAGUUCGGAGUCACAACUCGCAAGCAUCACUGUCGUCACUGCGGACGUCUUCUUUGCCAUAAGUGCUCGACCAAGGAGAUUCCCAUUAUAAAGUUUGAUCUCAACAAGCCAGUGCGUGUUUGCAACAUUUGCUUUGAUGUGCUGACUCUGGGUGGGGUCUCUUAGUGUGCCCUGAGGAGGUCCGAGCCAUGACCUCGGUCCUCGCCCCAGCAGCUGCUCUGCUCACCAGCCUGCCCCCCGCCCAGAGCAGGCACUGGCAGCCAUCCUCCUGUGGCAAUAGACUGGAACAGUGGCAGAGCCCAGCGCCAUCCUGGUGCAGACGAGUCUGUGUGAUUGUCAGUGUGUCAGACUGUAAUCAGGUUUAUUUUGAUGUCUCAUUCUUGGACCAGGCCAUGUGGCCUCCGUGGUGGAUGUGAUAGACAGUAGGCCCCCGUCUGCCAGCAGCCUCCAAGGAUACGCCGAAUCCAUGGUCCCUUCCCCAAGCCGGGCCAGCUGCUCCUGAGAGCCGGUAGCCCCUGGCCCAGUGGCGGUGGACUUCUCUGUGGAGUUUUCACAAAGAUGAGUGGGACCUUCUGCCCUGGAGUCUUCCUCCCCCUCCCCCACCAAGCUGAGCUGUAUUUUUAGUGAGCUACCCCUUUUAAAAAGCGAAAUCUUUCUAAACAGGGUUCAAAAUUGAGAGCUAACAAAUCGUGGCCUUAACAGCAGAAAGCUUUACCAGUGUUCAUGCUACCAAGGUGUCCACUGUGCCACUGGGCAGCCUGAUGUCUCUGAGCACCGUCUCCCCUCGUCCUCUGGUGUCCCGUCUGCGGCCUCAGUCAGUCAGCCUGCCACCAGGGUGUAUGUGGUGGCGGGGAGGGUGGGGGCAGAUGCACUUUGAUUGUGCUGCACUUUUGACAUAGAUGCAUUGUUGGUGAUCCUGGAUUUCCAGAAAGAACCCUGCCCAUCCUGGCCUCUGUGACUCUAACAUGCAGCUUGGGCUCCUGUAGUGUUUUGGAGCAAGGGAAUCAUGCUGGCCAGUGGCACGAGGGGGGCCUCAGUGAGAGGGCAGCGCUGAGGCGGGGGGAGCUGUCUCCUUGAUGCACACCUUUCUUGCUGAAGCCCCUCCUCCUGCCAGGCGGGGCCAGUAGCUCCAACACUGCCUGGCCUCCCGUGCCCCGUGUGCCCAGCCCGUGUUGGAAGGCUCUGGCUUGGCAGCUCAACGAGGCCUCCAGAGCUUGUGGGGCCUUAGUUGCUGCUAGUAUGCACGUUACCCCUGCAGUGUUCAAUUUUAAAGGUUUGGCAAGUUUUUUUAAAUGCGCAAAGAAACUUAUCAGUGCUUUUCUAAAAAAAUAGAAUUCUGAGAUGGACAAUGUGUUAGUUCUACUCAGAGGUCAAUGAUCUGAAUCAUACAUUCUGAUUUUUUUAGACAUUUAAUAACCACUACAUUUUUCUUAACAUUAAUGAAGUAUGGAUUUAUGUGUGUAGAAGGGACUUUUUUCCCUAGCAGCCUAUGUUUUUUGGUUUGUUUCUUUUUGGAUAGUGGUAUUCCCUACAUGUUGCUGUAGAUUUAUAUAUUCUGUUGCCUAAAUAAGUGCGUCAAAUGAGCUGACAGAUAAGAGUGCUACUUUUAAAAAUAAUUAUGUGAUUUAUGAGAUAUAUAUGCUUUCUAUGUCAAUAUGAGCUUGUGUACAAUGCUUAAAACAAUUAGAAGAGUCCCCUUGUCCCCACAGCUGUGGCAUAUUUCAUGUAGGAUUUUUAUAGAAAAACUCAAUCUCGGCAAACACUUGCCAUGCGAGACCCAUGACCAGCUUCCAUUUUCUGUCCUGUGACAAGGGCCACAGGAAGUGUGGCUUCCUUGGGUAGCUUGAUCCUUUCAUUACAACGAGAGCAUUCUGCUUCAGGUGGGAACUGAGACGGGCAGCCUACACAGCUGUUCUUGCUUCAUUCUCCCUUGCCCUGGCACACCCAUCUGACAGUCUGCCCUCCAGCUGUAGCUGCAGGCUUCCCCUCUCCUGUGUCCUCCGAGCACAGGGACAGCAGUGGUCCUGAGUGCCUCAGCUGGGAGAGUGUUCCAAGUUCUGCACUGGCUGCAGAAUGCCAGCUGGUCUUAGGAAAUCUCCCGUCUCCAAUGCAGCCCUGACUGGCACCCGUGGUGGGAUUCAACCAUCACUGCCCUGGUAGGGACUCGGCACACCCGAGUCCCUUAACUACCUAGCCAUCCCUGGUCAGCUUUCAGCAGCAGUUUCAGUGCUAGCAGCAACGACUUUAAUUUUCUUCAUUCAGAAAGUUGCCACCUGUCAGUAGAGCAGGAAGAGCAGCCUUGACAACCUUGCUUCAGCGCAUUCGCUUUUGCAUUGCCUCUUGCUCCUCAUCAGACUUCCCCACACCAUGUAUUCCCCACAGGCUUUUCCUUUUUAGACAGAGGUACCAACCACAUUCUGCUGGUGGGAUGGGAUGGUCUGCGCCCCACUGCUGUGAUCCUCGAACACAGCACCGGCCCACAAACUUAAGUGCCUACAAUUAGGACUGACUUCCAGCCGUCUUCCCAGUGGUGUCUCACUACAUGAUGUGUUGCCGUGUUCCAUUGGAGGCUUCUGCCUGUGCAUUGUCAACCCCAGCUAUCAUUCAAGUCUCGAUUAGAUUGCUGGGUUACCUGCCACAUUCUCUCCAAGGAGUGGGGUCCACAUGCCCUGUAGUCCUCUACCUCAGAGCCCUGAGUCAUCUCCGAGCACCCCAUUCUCCUCGCUCCACUCCCCGUGUCUCGUCCCCGCGUGCAUGUGGUUCUGCAGGUCUUCCCAGUCCUUGUCCCAUACCUGUUGUAUUGAGCCAUCACUGCACAAAUCUUGACUGAGCAUGGCGUGGAGAAGGUCUUAGGAGGGAGGAGGGCCACUGCCUCCACGGGGGCAUCUUGGAUCUAGAGAAAGCAAGCUUCUGAACUGUGUUGUGUGGAGACCCAAAAGGCAACAGAACAUGAACAAAUACUUCCGUUGGGACAAGCCCCCCGAGAGCCUUCAAAGCCCCUGUGUUGCCUGCGCCCAGCAGGAGAGGAUGCGGCAAGGGAGCAGCUCCUGAACGGAUGUGACUUCGUGGAGCACCAUCUGACAAGGUAUAAACUACAACACUGAAAUUCCCAGAAGUUCUAGCUGCCUUAAGACUUUCUUUGGAAGAUCAUUGUGUGUACAGUCCCUUUUGUGUGUGGCAUAAAUAAUAUACUAACCUGUUACAACUGGUGAUAGUGGUUUUCCGUAGCUAGGGAAUCUUGAGUCAGGACUGUUCGACUGCUGACUUGCCAGGUGGGCAGAUAUGUGGCACCAAGAGGGAGGGCAGUGGCUGGGCAGCAGGUGUGGCCGCUAGCCCACUGGAGCCGUGCUUGGUGUGUGGAGAUGCACCUUGAAGGACCAUGGCGCUUUAAUAGCAAUGUUUGCUUGGAGUCCAUGUAAUGGAAUGUAUUUUUCAGAUACUGAUAUUUGCAUUUUCUGUAACAAUUCCUUAUAAUAAAAUAAUGUAAAAUUGUG
Messenger RNA from Ochotona curzoniae (black-lipped pika), 7687 nucleotides. RefSeq names its product ankyrin repeat and FYVE domain containing 1 (gene ANKFY1). NCBI's taxonomy places the organism in Eukaryota, Metazoa, Chordata, Mammalia, Lagomorpha, Ochotonidae. The coding region runs from base 846 to 4358 and encodes 1170 amino acids. The transcript has 25 exons. Gene Ontology annotation, molecular function: metal ion binding; protein binding. The record is from RefSeq and is a predicted model, not a curated record.